GCGGGCCGCGGGUGGUGGGCCGCGGGCCGGGCGCGGACUAGCUGAGGCCAAGAGCCGCCAGCCGCGAGCCGCGAGCCGCGCGCCAGGCAGUCCGGGGCAUCCAGGCUGCAGGCCGCGCCCAGGCUGCGCCGCCAGCCUGCCUCCCGCGCCGCCGCGCCGCCAGUGCGAGCGCUCCUCUUCAGCAUGCUGCGGUGGGGCAGCCAGGCGCUCCGGCGCUUCUCCACUGGCCGGGUUUAUUUCAAAAACAAGCUGAAAUUGGCACUAAUUGGCCAGAGCCUCUUUGGACAAGAAGUCUAUAGCCACCUCCGCAAAGAGGGCCACCGAGUAGUAGGGGUGUUCACAGUUCCAGACAAGGAUGGAAAAGCUGACCCUCUGGCUUUGGCUGCAGAGAAAGAUGGGACUCCUGUGUUCAAGCUUCCUAAAUGGAGAGUCAAGGGCAAGACCAUCAAAGAGGUGGCAGAGGCCUACAGAUCCGUGGGUGCAGACCUAAAUGUGCUCCCUUUCUGCACUCAGUUCAUCCCCAUGGAUAUAAUUGAUAGUCCAAAGCAUGGCUCUAUCAUUUAUCACCCAUCCAUCCUGCCCAGGCACAGAGGAGCCUCUGCUAUCAAUUGGACUCUAAUUAUGGGAGAUAAGAAAGCUGGGUUUUCUGUUUUCUGGGCUGAUGAUGGCUUGGAUACAGGACCCAUCCUCCUUCAGAGAUCAUGUGAUGUUGAACCCAAUGAUACAGUGGAUGCACUUUAUAAUCGGUUUCUUUUUCCUGAAGGAAUCAAGGCCAUGGUAGAAGCUGUUCAACUCAUAGCCGAUGGAAAAGCUCCUCGUAUUCCCCAGCCAGAAGAAGGGGCAACAUAUGAAGGUAUCCAGAAAAAGGAAAAUGCUGAGAUUUCUUGGGACCAGUCUGCCGAAGUUUUACAUAACUGGAUUCGAGGUCAUGAUAAAGUCCCUGGAGCCUGGACAGAGAUAAAUGGACAGAUGGUCACUUUCUAUGGCUCGACAUUACUCAAUAGCUCUGUGCCUCCUGGAGAACCACUGGAAAUUAAAGGUGCCAAGAAGCCUGGUCUCGUUACCAAAAAUGGACUUGUUCUUUUUGGUAACGAUGGAAAAGCACUGAUGGUGAGAAAUCUGCAGUUUGAAGAUGGAAAAAUGAUCCCUGCCUCUCAGUACUUUUCAGCGGGUGAGACGUCAGUGGUAGAACUGACAGCCGAAGAGGUGAAAGUGGCAGAGACCAUCAAGGUCAUCUGGGCUGGAAUUUUAAGCAAUGUCCCCAUUAUUGAAGACUCAACAGACUUCUUUAAAUCCGGAGCAAGCUCAAUGGAUGUUGCCAGGCUGGUUGAAGAGAUCAGACAGAAAUGUGGUGGGCUUCAGCUGCAGAAUGAAGAUGUCUAUAUGGCCACCAAGUUUGAAGACUUUAUCCAAAAGGUCGUGAGGAAACUGAGAGGAGAAGAUCAAGAGGCGGAGCUGGUUGUAGAUUAUGUUUCAAAGGAGGUCAAUGAAAUGAUGGUAAAAAUGCCGUAUCAGUGUUUCAUAAAUGGACAGUUCACCGAUGCAGACGAUGGAAAGACUUACGACACUAUCAACCCAACGGAUGGAUCUACAAUAUGCAAAGUAUCCUAUGCUUCUUUGGCGGAUGUUGAUAAAGCAGUAGCAGCAGCAAAAGAUGCUUUUGAAAAUGGUGAAUGGGGAAGAAUGAAUGCAAGAGAAAGAGGAAGAUUGAUGUACAGACUUGCAGACCUACUAGAAGAGAACCAAGAAGAGCUGGCAACCAUUGAAGCCCUUGAUUCAGGGGCUGUCUAUACUUUGGCUCUGAAGACUCACAUCGGAAUGUCUGUGCAAACAUUCAGAUAUUUUGCUGGCUGGUGCGACAAAAUUCAGGGUUCUACUAUUCCAAUCAACCAGGCUCGUCCAAAUCGCAAUCUGACCUUCACCAAGAAAGAGCCACUGGGUGUCUGUGCCAUUAUUAUUCCCUGGAACUACCCGCUGAUGAUGCUGGCGUGGAAGAGUGCUGCGUGUUUGGCAGCAGGCAAUACCUUAGUGCUCAAGCCAGCACAGGUCACGCCCUUGACUGCUCUGAAGUUUGCAGAACUGUCUGUGAAAGCAGGCUUUCCAAAGGGGGUCAUCAACAUCAUUCCGGGCUCAGGUGGCAUAGCAGGACAACGUCUGUCUGAACAUCCUGACAUUCGCAAACUUGGUUUCACUGGUUCCACUCCUAUUGGCAAACAGAUCAUGAAGAGCUGUGCUGUAAGCAACUUGAAGAAAGUUUCCCUUGAGCUUGGUGGCAAGUCUCCACUUAUAAUAUUUAAUGACUGUGAACUUGAAAAGGCUGUGCGAAUGGGCAUGGGAGCAGUAUUUUUCAACAAAGGAGAGAACUGUAUUGCUGCUGGGCGGUUGUUUGUGGAAGAAUCCAUCCAUGACGAAUUUGUGACAAGAGUGGUAGAAGAAAUUAAAAAGAUGAAAAUUGGUGAUCCACUUGACAGAUCCACUGAUCAUGGGCCCCAAAAUCAUAAGGCCCAUCUGGAAAAGCUGCUGCAGUACUGUGAAACUGGAGUGAAAGAGGGGGCCACUUUGGUGUAUGGAGGAAGACAAGUCCAAAGGCCAGGCUUUUUCAUGGAGCCGACCGUGUUCACAGAUGUGGAAGACCACAUGUACCUUGCCAAAGAGGAAUCCUUUGGGCCUAUUAUGGUCAUUUCUAAAUUCCAAAAUGGGGACAUCGAUGGAGUGUUGCAGCGAGCAAAUAAUACAGAGUAUGGUUUGGCCUCAGGGGUUUUUACAAGAGACAUAAACAAAGCUAUGUAUGUGAGUGAAAAACUAGAAGCAGGAACUGUUUUUAUUAACACAUACAACAAGACAGAUGUGGCGGCCCCAUUCGGCGGAGUUAAACAAUCUGGCUUUGGAAAAGACUUAGGUAUGGCUUUACUUUUCUGCUUCACAUUCCCUUUGUUGUCACAUCACAGAAAAAUCUGCUUUAUGUUUCAUGACUCGUGUAUGAUUUUGAGAGGCAUUUCCUACAUGGCAGUUAGAUCUGGGUUUAGAAGGGCACUCGUUUUUUAAAAUACUAAACAUUUCUAUUGAAUAUACCAUACACACAGAAAAGCGCACACAUAGUGUGGAAAGAUACUCCUUUUCAAAAGAGUAAUGUUUGAAAGGAAAAAGAAAUUGCAACAAUAUACUUUAGCUGAAAUAUAUUUGGUGUUUAAUCUGACAUUUGGCAUGAACUCGGGUUAGCUGUCACGAGACUAAAUGGAACCGAGAGAGGCAAAUGGGUGGGGAGCAAUAACCAGCGAGCUCUAAGAAUAAAUCCUGUCUUGGAGCUUCUUGGCAGGCUUUCAGAGUCAACACUGAAAAACCCUGCAAUUGGCAGGGUUCGGGGGAGUCUGAGCAAUAAGACUUAAGAGUUUGUAAAAAGCCCGAAAUGUAAUUCACUGUGAGCAGUGACACUCACACCUUUCAAGCAAUAGCUUACUUUCAGUGCCAAACCCAUGCCAGGCCCCAUUCCACUUAGCCUGUGUAAGCAAAAGCAAUUCUCACACGAACUCAGAGGAAUAGGUACUACUAUUAUCUUAUUGUACAGAACAGGAAAAUGGGGCUCAGAGAGGCUGGGUGAGUUGCCUCAAGUCACAGAGCCAGGCACUGGCAAGAGAGAAUUCAAAGCCGGGCAGUCUGGCUGUAGAGCGCAUCUCUUAUACCCUCAGUCUGCUGUGUUGUUUCAAAAACUGAAAUGUUUGUGAUUUACUGAAAUGACAGUCUGCAAAUAUAAGUUUAGUUCAUUUGGAGUUUUUUUUUUUUUUUGGUUACAUUUUCUCUUUACUAAUAAUUGUGGCAAUGUAUUUGCAACAGUAAAAGCAGUUCUCAUUUUAAAUUCCACUGGGUGAAGGUAAGGGCUUGUUUCCCCCGCUUUUCCAUGUCUUUAAUUUGGUUUUCAUGCCUGAAUCCAAAUCACGGUGGGAGACUUUCUUAGGGAACUUAUCAUUAGAAAGUGAGGCAUCCCUGUUUCACCCGUCUUUUGAGAGAGUGUAUUCGACCAGCUUCAGGUCAGUUUUACUAUAAAAUACUACAGUUUUUCUAAUAGUUUCUUCCUCCCUGAUUUUAAAACCCCUUAGCCCAGUGGUUGUCAACCUUAGCUGCACAGUGGAUUCAAAUCACCUGGGAGCUUCAAAAAAUACAGAGAUAUUGAUCUAAUUGGUCUAGGGUGUGACCUGGGGUCAGGAGUCUUAAAAGCUCCCUGAGUGAUUCUAAUGUGGGGACAAAGUUGACAGCUCUUAUUUUAGCUCAACUUCCAGAAUCAUGCACUCAUUAGUUUCCCCAUGGUAUUCACUGCCCUUUAACCAUUGUAGAGAUUGAUGACGGUAUAGCUCAAAAUAGAAAGAGUCAAAGAAAGGCAGACCUAUUUAUUUUUUGCCUAGACAGGUUCCCCUGUGUUUCUAACAAACAAUAUAAACUGAAUUUUCCUUAUCUUUAAAAUAAGAUUAAACCAAAUGAUCUCAAACUUUCCUGUGCUCAGUUCUGCUUUAAUUAAUUUAAUCUAGAGGACAGUAUCCUGGUUACUUCUGUUUAGCUUAAAUGGACAAAAAGGCAGAGUCUGUCAUCAAGUAGGGAAAUAAAAGAGAAGGGUUUUGGUUUGAAGCUGACCAGACAACACUCUCCGCUCCUUAGAAAGCCUGGUAGCUGGUCUGGGCUGUUACCAUAAAAGUGUGGUCCAUGGACCACUAGCGUCAGCAUCAUCAGGGAAUGGUUAGAAACACAUAACCUCUGGGCCCACACCAGAUUUAAUCAGAUCAGGAUCUGCAGCUUAACAAAGUGUUCAGAUGGUUAGUAUGAACUUCAAAGUGUGAGAAGCACUGGCUUAGGCCACAUUCCAUUUACUUAGUGACCUGUACACCUGCGUAUACCUAUGUCUGAAGGUCUGAAGACAUCACGUCUGCCUUUGAGUGUGGUUUGUCAACUGCUUUUCUCUGCCCUAGGUGAGGAAGCUCUAAAUGAGUAUCUCAAAACCAAGACGGUGACGCUGGAAUAUUAGAGCAACACCAUCAUCAGGAAAGCCUUGACAGACAGCCCUUUUCAACUCGGGACACACUUAAGAAGAUUGGGUGUGCUGAGGCAGGAGGUGUCAGCCACAAACCAAAAAAUACACAGAUGAACCAUGAAGAGGGUCAGGCCCUGCUAAAGCAUUUACACACGUGCCUAUUUCUAAUACACCGUCCAGUGAUUUGCAGUUGUUGGGUUUUCACUGUUGUAUAUCAUAUGCAUUUCUAAAAUACCAAGCUGCUUUUCCCCUACCUAGAUGAAUCUAUUCAUGGUUUCCAUCUUGAAGAUGUCAGUACCAUGCAGUAUAAUACACAAAGUGCAUUUACUGGAAACUUUGUAUAAUAUGUACAGGUUUUUAACCUCUGAACUAUACAUAGGGGGUUAUUAAAAAGAUUUUCUAUAAAUUUGCUUCUAAGGAACAGUGUAACUUGUAAGGAAUGUGAAGGUAGUUCUUUUUUAGUAUUUGGAAAUAAGAUACAUCUUUGUGCCUUUGAUGUUCCAUUUUAUUUUAACCCACUGUGAUGGGUGAUUAACCUAGAAACAUUAUCUUGAGUGCCUACUAGGUACAAGGUACUAUAUUAUGUUCUGAGGAGUAUACAGAAUUUAAUGACAUGAUGGCUGGCCCCCACAUAAAUUUUAGUAAAUAGCUUUUGAAGUGAAUUUUACGUGUGGUAUAGUAGGAAGUAAACAGCCUUUGAAGGCAGAUCCUGUUUUGUAUCAUACCAUCUUACUAUCUGUGUGACUUUGGGAAACUGUUGCAACUCCUCUGAGCCUCCGCUUCCCUAUGGGUAAAACAGAGAUAGUAAAUGCCUUCCUCAGGACCCUUAAUAGGAGAAUUCCUUGCGGUAAUGUAAGUAAAGCACCUCACAUUACUGCUUUGUUCAUGGUAAGUACUCAAAUUUAACUCUGAUUUCCUCCGUCAUUAUUCUUAAAAGAUAUUGAGAUAGUUUAAUUAACUAGAUGAAUUCAUUUCCCACAACUCUUUUCAAUCAUCAAUUCCUAUUUUUCUCAUCCAUUGUUCUGACACAAUGCCUGAUACAGCAGCACUGAAAAAUGCCACAUAAUGAAAAAUGGCAAUAGUACAAGGAAAAGGGGUGCUUUUCUUUGGGCAACUCGCUUGUCCUUCAUGGGACAUCUUACUUUCCAUUUUUCCACCUAUUGGUUCUGCUACUCACUGGCUGUGUGAUCUUGGGCAAGACAGUAAUCUAAUAUCUCAGAGCCUAGGUUGAGUAUCUAUACAAUGAGAAUCAAAUCUCUAUCUCAGUAGGCAUUGCAAGGAAUCAGUGAGAUAAUAUACAUAAUGCACUUAACAAUGCAUUUGGAUCAUAGCGUUGAAGAAAUGGAAACUAUUAACAGCCCAUUUCCCGUUGGCAGACAGAAGUAGUCAGGUGAGUAAGUUUUCACCAUCUAUGUGUGACUAGAAGGUGGCAAAUUUCUGAAUCACAGGAGUCUCCAGAAGAUAGCCGGAAAGUUAAAUUCUAUUAAUCCUCCUUUAAAAAUAAAAUUUCAGUCAACAUUCCUUUUUCUUUGGCUUUGAAGAAGCCCUUAGGGAAUAUUUGUCAUUUUGGAGACUUGGCAGAAUAACAUGAGGAGAUUAGAGAAUCAAUAAAAACUAAACAACAAAAUCAGAGGCAGAGAACAUUUUCAAAAGGAAGAAUAGCAGGUUUGAUUCUAGCAUGAUAAAUAGAGCGAAUUUGGCCUGGAAGCACUUUUGAUUAUACUAUAGCUCAUUUACCAUCCCAGAGUUUGGCACAGCUGAAAUUUUAAGUUGGAAUGAAUAUUCACUGGGGCCAAAAUGACAGUUCAUAUUUGAAUAAAAGUGACAAAAGCCUUUUUAUAAGUAAUCACUUUUAAGUGAAAUGUUUUAACUGAUUUCAUGUGAUUUAGAAUAUGAUUUAAUCAAAUUAUUUUAAUGAUGGAUGGAAUGGCAAACAAAAACAUGCCUGUUCUUCUAGACUGAUUUUACUUUACCCUCUAAUGUUCAUCUCAGUAGCGGUGUUUUAAAUAUUCUCUGGGCUGCAAAACUCUUUUGGGAAUCUGAUAAAAGCUAUGACACACACUCCGUGUGUCCCGCUUCUACCCCCAAAUUCAUGUGCACACACAGAAUUCUGCAGAUAUCUUCAAGGGGUUCACAGACCUCCCAAAGGCCAUGCUUGGGCCCCAGAUUAAGAAUUCCUUUCUCCAUAGCAAGUUUUAAACAUUUCUUACCAGCUUACAUUUUUAGAUCUGGCUGAUCAGAACCAAAGGCUCUGUGUAAUACAUAAAGUUACCAAGUCAGCUGGAAUUGGAACAUCACGAUCCCCAGCCUGCUGGGUGAUUUACUUAACACACAGAGUAAUAAAAUCAUCACUGUUGCUUCAGAUCACAGAUUAUUUUGCUAAUAAUGCUAAGGAUGAAGCUGUGAUCUUAUUAUCACCUGAAUCGGGAGGUGUGGAUGCUUUAAGCAGUUCCAUUUUCCUUCUAAUUCCCUAUCCCCAUAACUUUGCUAAAGCUGUCCCCUUUUGCUCUAACACCCUUCCUGGAUAUUCCUACCCCUAGCUGGGCUAAUUGUCUCUCCUUAAUGCUCCCACUUUUCUCAAACAUAGCACUUAUCACUUGUACUAAAAUUACUUGCCUUCCUAAUUAGAUAUAAGCAACCCUCCCCCACUCCAGGAUGGGCCUUCUGUCAACAAUAAUACAACAGCUACCAUUUAUUGAGGGCCUCCUGUGUGCAAGACCUUAGGCUAAGCAUGUUUUAAAGCUGACAAUGUCUGAAAAAAAUGAAGAAAUCGAGGUGCUUUUCUUACUACCUCUACCCCAAAGCCAUCAUUACCUCUUUUUUUUUUUUUUUUUUUGAGACGGAGUUUUGCUCUUGUUGCCCAGGCUGCAGUGCAGUGGUGCAAUCUUGGCUCACUGCAACCUCUGCCUCUUGGGUUCAAGCGAUUCUCAUGCCUUAGCCUUCCAAGUAGAUGGGAUUAUAGGCAUGUGCCACUACGCCUGGCUAAGUAGAGAUGGGGUUUCGCCAUGUUGGCUAGGCUGGUCUCAAACUCCUGACCUCAAGUGAUCUAUCUGCCUUAGCCUCUCAAAGUGCUGAGAUUACAGGCAUGAACCUCUGUGCCCAGCCCAUUACCUCUUUCCUACAAUUUUGCUCAAGUCUCCCAACUGGUCUUUUGGAUUCCUCUCUUGUGUGGUCCUGUUCAAAGCUUAAGUCAGACAGUGUCACUCCUCUGUUUAAAACCUUUCAAUGGCCCCCAUUUCACGUAGACCAAAGUCCAGCUUAUUUACCUGGCCUACCGAUCUUGCUCCCGGCUACCUCUGACCUCAUCUCCUGUCAAUUUCCCUCUCAUUCUGUUCCACCAUCCUGACUGCCUUGACUUCCUCAAAAGUACAAGCCUGCUACUGCCUCGGGGCCUCCGUCCUUACUGUUCUUCUUCCCAGGGGUGUGCUGGUAAAAUAUUUAACAAGUAGUUCUCAGGGGCGGGGGAGACAACCCUAAUUUGUAGCAUUUGCAGGUAUCUGUGUGUAAAUACUCUCAUCAAGGCUACUUUUGAGCUACUAAUUUGCCUUCACUGAACACAGAGUUUGGGAAGAGAUGCAUGCCAUCAGAACAAAUGCAAGCCAGCACCAGCACACCACUGCCUCAUCCUGCAACUCUUGCCCAUACACAACCUCAUGGCUGGCUGGCUCACUGCCUGCAGGUCUCUCCUCAAAUAUCAUCUGAUUAGAGACACAUUCCCUGACUACGCUGUCUAAAAUAGGCCAUAUGCUCCCAUAUUCAUACCCCAUCGGCUGUCAUUCUUUAUUCUCUUUAUAAGUGCAUUAUUUUCAUAGCACUUAUCACUACCUAUUGUAUAUUAAUCAAUGAUCUUUUCCCAUUAGAAUGUGAGUUUCAUGAACAGGUACUUGUUUUGCUUAAUACUGUAUCUCCAGUCCUAAUAUGUAACAGGAGCUCAAUAAAUGUUUACUUUCCAAUGGAGAGGUUAAGUAACCUGCUGAAAUCACACAGCUAUUAAGUGGCAGAACAGGUUUUCAAGCAAUGAAUCUGGUGGUUUUAACUAAGUUGAGAUAGUUUUUAUUCCUAAUGCCUAAAUCAGGGCCUGGGUAGUGAGCUGUGGGCACAUAUUAAGAAUUAAACUUAAAAAAAAAUAAGCAAAAUUGACAUUAUCUGUAAAAUCUUUUGUGGAAGUGGCUAGAGCUAGGGUAAAGAACCAAAUUUGGUUCCCCAUACCUGCCCUCCAAGAAAAUAAAGCUGUCAAGGAAAAUCUGCGCUAAGAGUAGGGCAUGAGGGAUGAUGGAUAAGGCAUGAGACAUGAGAGAUAAGGGGGAUUAAAUUAUUAUAUUAUACAAAUGAUGCCUGAUUUUUAAAAUGAUUAAAUACCCAAUUAUGUAAAACAAAUUUUAUAAAAUAGGAAAGUAAGAUUGACUCAACCAUAAUUUGUUGAGUCAACCCAAAAAUCUAUGGUUAUUUCCAAACAGAAAUAGCCUACAGAUGAUAUCUGAGAUUGUUUCAAACUUUUUCUAUGAAUAUGUGUACUUUUUUUUUACAAAAUUAACAUAAUAUUGUUACCUGCUUUUUCAAUUAACAAUAUAUCAUAAGCAUCUUUCUAUGUCAAUAAACACAAUUCUGCAUAUUUCAAUGGCUUUAAUUCAACAUGAUUGUCGGACAUUUAGAUUUGCUUUUUGCUAUUUUAAAUGUCACAAAACAUCUUAUAUAAAAUUUAUGACCAAAGUCAUAAUUAUGUAAUUAGAACAAAUACCUGGAAGUGGAAUUCCUGAAUCAAUAAUCCCACUGACAAUUUUCCCAAAUCUUUGCCAACAUUGUGUAUUACAAGUUAUGCACUUAGUAUCUCUAUGCCAAUUUUCUCAGCUGUGAAGUGAAUAUAAGCGUAUCUCAUAAGGUGAUAGCCUUUUUUUAAAAAAUAAGGAAAUUUAUUCUGCCACCGAUAACAGAGUCCAGCAAUAGUGCAGUACACAGGUUAUUUGAUGCAGUGACUCUAUAAUGUUCUUUGCUCUUAUCUGCUAUCUGUGGUGUGCUCACUUCACCCUCAAGAGCUGGCUCCAUUCAUGGCCACGAGAAAGGAGUUCCAGGAAUCAUAUCCCAUCAUAAUGAUAGGGACAGGAGACAGGAAAAUUCUGGGCAGAAGAGGAUGGGUCCCCAGUGAGGGCCCCACCCUUAAGCCUGGAACCACAGCCCAAAAUGAGAACGUGCAUUUCUGUUUUCCUGCUCGAAUGGUGCCUUUUCCAAAACCACCCAUGGCCCGCCCUACCCCAAUCCUGUGCCCACAAAAACCUCUGCAAGCAGAAAGAGAACAGGAGCAGCAGCUGGCCGUCAAAGACUAUGGUUGGAUGUUGGAGAGAAGCAGUGUGACUUCAAAAGGACAGCUUGACAGUGUUGCUUCAAAAAGGAGCCCAGCCAGGCCAGGGACAGCUGGACUCCAAGGGAAGAUUAUCUUCCUGUUCCGUCCCUUUUUCAGCUCCCCUUCCCACCGAAAGACGCUUUCAUCGGCCAUAAAAUCCCCUGCAUUUACCCUCUCCAAUUUUCAUGCACCCUCAUUCCUCCUGGACACUGGACAAGAAUUUGGGUGCAGGUGCAAAAGGCUGUCACACUGACCCUCCACUGAGCUGUUAACACUUAAGCCAUCUAUGGACAGUAAAGCUAAAAGAGUGUGGACUGUAACCCUUUCUGGGGCUUCAGGGGUCAUAGGCAGCCCUCUAGAUGAUGCUGUGAGGCCACAUGGAGUUUUGCUCCUGCCAGUGCCCAAAAGCGCUCACCCAGCUCCUGCACCUGCUCACCUGUACUCCCCUUCCUGCAAGGGGUGGAACACAGUGGGACAGAGUGAGUGGAGUCUGCCCCUUCUGGCACUGAAGCAGCUGGCUAGUUCUAGUGCCUGUGCACUCCCACGAAGGGGUCAGGGAAAAUUUCCUGCCUUGCUAUCUUGUCCUUUCUUCUAAAAGAAAGGAAUCAUUUUGUCAUGUGCCUCCUUUCUAGGAAUGAGAAAUACAUUCAUGUGUCAUGAUUCCUUCUGAACAAUGCAACAUUAGGCGAUUUUGUUGCGUGAACACCACAAUGUACUUACACAAACCUAGAUAGUAUUGCCUACAGCACACCUAGGCUGUAUGAUACAAUCAUCAUCUUGUCAUGUGCCUCCUUUCUACGAAUGAGAAAUACAGUCAUGUGUCGCACUAUUUCUUCUGAGCAAUGCAUCAUGAGGCGAUUGUGUCAUGCGAAUAGGCUGUAUGAUACAGCCUAUUGCUCCCAGGCUACAAACGUGUACAGCAUGUUACUCUACUGAAUACUGUAGGCAACUGUAACACAACAGUAAAUAUUUGUAUAUCUAAAAAUAUCUAAAUAUAGAAAAGGUACAGUAAAAAUAUAGUAUUAUAAUCUUAUGGGACCACUGUUGUAUAUGUGGUCCAUCAUUGACCAAAAUAUCAUCAUGCAGCACAUGACUGCACUUUCCUUCCCAAAAGUCUACAGACCUUCCAGAAGCCUUGCUGGUUAGGCUCACAUCACGUGCCCAUUCCUAAACCAGUAACUGGCAAGAGUUUUCCAUGAACAGAUGGUGGGGAGUCAAACACAAAGAUUUCAACAUUAAAACUUUUGGGAAAAGUCUAUAAAUCAUAUAUAUCCUGUAUUUUUGCUUCAGGAUUUUGACCCAGGAUUGUGAACUGAUGUUUAAGCUGAAUUAUUUUGUUGACAUAAAGAAAAGGAAACAAGUCAGUUUAAUGAACAUUUAUUGUAUAUUCCAACUGAGUGAAAGGCACUAUGCUAGGCAGUGAGAGAAAUACAAAUGAAAGUAAGACUCAACCUCUUUUCUUACAUUUCUUUUUCUUUUCUUUGAGAAUGUCUCUGUCACCCAGGCUGGAGUGCAGUGGCAUGAUCUUGGCUCACUCCAACCUCCACCUCCUAGGUUCAAGCGAUUCUCCUGCCUCAGCCUCCCAAGUAGCUGGGAUUACAGACAUACGCCACCAUACCUGGCUCAUUUUCAUAUUUUUAGUAGAGACAGGGUUUCUCCAUGCUGGCCAGGCUUGUCUGGAACUCCUGACCUCAGGUGAUUCACCCACCUCGGCCUCCCAAAAUGCUAGGAUUACAGGUGUGAGCCACCAUGCUUGGCCUUUUCUUACAUUUCUUAUCACAGUCAUGGAUACAGGCAGAGUAAUACAAACUAUCCUGCUAGGCAGUUUUUAAAAAUAACUACCAUAUUUGAUGCAUAAUUAAAAUGUUAUUGGAACAGAUGGGAGAUUUAUUCAGAAUGAGAUUUUUGCUUCAAAAGCCAUUAUACCUAAUUUUCGGAUCUGUAACUGUCACAGUGCCAUAGAAAGACGGUACGUCACAAGUUUGAAGAGAACAUUUCAUUCAUUUUAGGAGUGCAACUGUUCUCCAAAUGACUGCCAUCAACUCACACUUAAGCACCAGAGUAAGCAAAGGGUUGGAAAACCAAAGCACAACAGUAAUGUACUUUCCACACACUGUAGGGAAACUGCUUUCAAACAAAACAACUUUUAAGAUAAGGCCAUAACAUACUGAUAUGUUUUGGCUGUGUCCCCACCCAAAUCUCAUCUUGAACUGUAGCUCCCAUAAGGGAGCUGGUGGGAGGUAAUUCAAUCAUGGGGGCAGGUCUUUCCUAUGCUGCUCUCAUGUGAAUAAGUCUCACAAGAUCUGAUGGUUUUAUAAAGGGGAGCUACCCUACACAAGCUCUCUUGCCUGCUGCCAUGUAAGACAUGACUUUCUUCCCAUUUACCCUCUACCACGAUUGUGAGGUCUCCUCAGCCAUGUGGAACCGUGAGUCCAUUAAACCUCCUUUCCUUCAUCAAUUACCCAGUCUCGGGUAUGUCUUUAUUAGCAGUGUGAGAACAGACUAAUAUGCAUACAUACAAUAAAGUCCUCAAAAGUUAAAUUUACAACCCAUUAGCCUUUACAUAAUGUAUGAGUGGUGGUAACUCUUAGAAUAGUUGCUAACACAGAAGGGGCUCAGUAAGUACCAGCUGUUGUUGCAUCUGCCAAUUUGAUAGGUGAAGAAUGCAAUCUUGAUUUCAUUUGCAUUUCUCUGAUAAAUGGAGUUGAACUCUUUUUCUGUGAAUUACUUCCUUAUUUCCUAUGGUCUUUUCACUACUGAGAUUAUCAGUCAUUUUUUUCUAAAAUGUAAAAGCCUGUGAUAUAUUAAUGACACUCUGUCAUAUUUCAGAUAUUUUUCCCAGUAUUUCCCUUAUCUUUUGAAUUUAUUUGCAACACACUAGUUUUUAAUAUUUAUGAGGAUGAAUUUUGCACUCUUUUCCUUUGUAAUUUUAGGCUUUGAUGUUAUGCUUUUUUUAAAAAAACCUUUCUUGACUAUUUUACUAAAUAUAAACCUGUAUUUUAGUAUGGAACUCUUAAAAUUUUUUUUUUUUUACAUUUAAAUCCUUAAUCCAUAUAAAAUUCAUCCUGGCAUAUGAUAUGAGGCUAGAGAAUCUAAUCUUGUUUGAAAUAGCUGGUUCUGACAUUGUUUAUGAAUAAUUCAUCCAUUUUACCAGAUUACACAAGUAGUCUCCCUUUAUCCAUGGAGGAUACAUUCCAAGAGGAUGCCUGAAACAUUUGAUAGAACAGAGCCCUAUACACACUGUUUUCAAUCUGAGAAUCCAAAAGGCUACUAAGUGACUAAAGGGUGGGUAACACAUACAGCAUGAAUAUGCAGGACAAAAGGACAAUUCAUGUCCCAGGCGAGACGAACUGGGACAGCCUAAGAUUUCAUCACAUUAUUCAGCAACUUAAAACUUAUGUUAUUAUUUCUGGAAUGUUCCAUGUAAUAUUUUUAUAUUGUGGUUGACUAUGGGUAGCUGAAACUGUGGAAAGCAAAACUGACAAUAACAACUGUACUUGAAAUUACACCUUCAUAUUCUCCUGCCUGGAACCAUCUACGAUGGCUUAUUAAAGUCUCCUGUAUACCUUCACGUAUCCAUUUAAUCCAUUUAUUAUCAUUAUUCCAUGCCUACUGUGUACCACACACUAUGCUAAGUAGUGAAAUAGAUAAAUGCAGCUGUUCACACAAGGUAGCACAGCAUCCAGUGGAAGAAGAUCUUUAAAUAAGUAUUUAUGCCAGUAACUCAUCACGGCUGUGUACAGUUCGGGUGUACUCUUUUCCAGGUGAAAAAAUCCUGUUUCAGAUCUGUUCAUUUCUUUACACAUUUAGCGAGUGAGUCACAGGCAAGGAGAGCUGGUUCCAACGUCCAAUAAGAAAGAUCACAAAGGACCUGGAUAAUCAUCUUCACAGCAAUCACAAGAAGCCUCAGGCCAACGUGAGGAAUCGGAAAGAAUAAAAUUCAAAGAAAACCCGAAAACAUUAGCAGACAAAGUUCUAUCAGCUCUACCCACUCACAGAUAGUCCUUAAAUUCUCAGGCCUCUUUCCUGAGCAAAAGUCAGGCUCAUGGUAGAUGAGGUCCCAAAUAAAUUUAGUAAAACCAAGGAUAGGGCAGAAAGGCAACUCCAGCCUAAGGUCAUUUUGACCUUUGGAAGGGAAAACCAGCUGUCGCCCUUCUUUGUAUUAUGCCCUCCAAAUUUUCCUGUGAUGUCCCUAUUUUCUACAUUUGAUAGGUUUCGAGCUGUGGGCAACUGUGUGGAACAGUUUUAAUAGCUAAGAAGUUUUGCUUUACAAAAAAAAAAAAAA
This is a messenger RNA of Macaca mulatta (Rhesus monkey), 14640 nucleotides long. Lineage: Eukaryota; Metazoa; Chordata; Mammalia; Primates; Cercopithecidae. The record is from RefSeq and is a predicted model, not a curated record.